This is a messenger RNA of Galeopterus variegatus (Sunda flying lemur), 3384 nucleotides long. It is a transcript of the gene ADAM10, whose product is annotated as ADAM metallopeptidase domain 10. The record is from RefSeq and is a predicted model, not a curated record. NCBI's taxonomy places the organism in Eukaryota, Metazoa, Chordata, Mammalia, Dermoptera, Cynocephalidae. The transcript has 8 exons. Gene Ontology annotation, biological process: Notch signaling pathway; membrane protein ectodomain proteolysis. Gene Ontology annotation, cellular component: synaptic membrane; plasma membrane. The annotation marks the transcript as partial. Gene Ontology annotation, molecular function: metalloendopeptidase activity involved in amyloid precursor protein catabolic process.
GAAGCUCUGGAGGAAUAUGUGAAAAAAGUAAACUCUAUUCAGAUGGUAAGAAGAAGUCCUUAAACACUGGUAUUAUUACUGUUCAGAACUAUGGAUCUCAUGUACCUCCCAAAGUCUCUCACAUUACUUUUGCUCAUGAAGUUGGACAUAACUUUGGAUCUCCUCAUGAUUCGGGAACAGAGUGCACACCAGGAGAAUCUAAGAAUUUAGGACAAAAAGAAAAUGGCAAUUACAUUAUGUAUGCAAGAGCAACAUCUGGGGACAAACUUAACAACAAUAAAUUCUCACUCUGUAGCAUUAGAAAUAUAAGCCAAGUUCUUGAGAAGAAGAGAAAUAACUGUUUUGUUGAAUCUGGCCAACCUAUAUGUGGAAAUGGAAUGGUAGAACAAGGUGAAGAAUGUGAUUGUGGGUAUAGUGACCAGUGUAAAGAUGAUUGCUGCUUUGAUGCAAACCAGCCAGAGGGGAAAAAAUGCAAAUUGAAACCUGGAAAACAAUGCAGUCCAAGUCAAGGUCCCUGUUGUACAGCACAGUGUGCAUUCAAGUCAAAGUCUGAGAAGUGUCGGGAUGAUUCAGACUGUGCAAGAGAAGGAGUAUGUAAUGGUUUCACAGCUCUCUGUCCAGCAUCUGACCCUAAACCAAACUUCACAGACUGUAAUAGACAUACACAAGUGUGCAUUAAUGGGCAAUGUGCAGGUUCUAUCUGUGAGAAAUAUAGCUUGGAAGAAUGUACCUGUGCCAGUUCUGAUGGUAAAGAUGACAAGGAAUUGUGCCAUGUCUGCUGUAUGAAGAAAAUGGAUCCAUCAACUUGUGCCAGUACAGGGUCUGCACAGUGGAGCAAGCAUUUUAAUGGUCGAACCAUCACCCUGCAACCUGGCUCCCCUUGCAAUGAUUUUAGAGGCUACUGUGAUGUUUUCAUGCGGUGCAGAUUAGUAGAUGCUGAUGGUCCUCUAGCUAGGCUUAAAAAAGCAAUUUUUAGUCCAGAGCUCUAUGAAAAUAUUGCUGAAUGGAUUGUGGCUCAUUGGUGGGCAGUAUUACUUAUGGGAAUUGCCCUGAUCAUGUUAAUGGCUGGAUUUAUUAAGAUAUGCAGUGUUCAUACUCCAAGUAGUAAUCCAAAGUUGCCUCCUCCUAAACCACUUCCAGGCACUUUAAAGAGGAGGAGACCUCCACAGCCCAUUCAGCAACCCCAGCGUCAGAGGCCCCGGGAGAGUUAUCAAAUGGGACACAUGAGACGUUAACUGCAGCUUUUGCCUUGGUUCUUCCUAGUGCCUACAAUGGGAAAACACUCCAAAGAGAAACCUAUUAAGUCAUCUCCAAACUAAACCCUUACAAAUAACAGUUGAAGAUAAAAUGGCAAGAGAUCAUGUCCUCAGACCAGGUGGAAUUACUUAAAUUUUAAAGCCUGAAAAUUCCAGUGGGGGAUGGGGGGGUGGAAAAGGAACCCAGUUUUCUUACGAACAGAUAUUUUUAACCUAAUGGCACAAAGUCUUAGAAUAUUAUUGUGUGCCCCGUGUUCCCUGUUCUUCGUUGCUGCAUUUUUCUUCACUUGCAGGCAAACUUGGCUCUCGAUAAACUUUUAUCACAAAUUGAAAUAUAUAUAUAUUUUUCAACUGCCAAUCAAGGCUAGGAGGCUUGACCACCUCAACAUUGGAGACAUCACUUGCCAAUGUACAUACCUUGUUAUAUGCAGACAUGUAUUUCUUACGUACACUGUACUUCUCUGUGCAAUUGUAAACAGAAAUUGCAAUAUGGAUGUUUCUUUGUAUUAUAAAAUUUUUCCGCUCUAAAUGAAAAUUACUGUUUAAUUGACAUACUCAGGAUAACAGAGAAUGGUGGUAUUCAGUGGUCCAAGAUUAUGUAAUGCUUUAUGCAGGCAGUUUUGAAAUGAGAAUCACUUUACCUUUUUCUUAUGAUGGAUUUGGUUCUGAUAUUCAUUUUUUCUUUAUCAAAUGGCUGCUAUGAGCAUGAGUGAUUAUGCUGAAGAACACAGUUAAGUGUUGUGCAAACUGGACAUAAGCAGCAUACUGCUUCAGAGUUACUUCUUUAUGUAAAUGUCUGAUUUCUGCUUACAUAUUUUAAACUUUCUAAUUCAAUUCCAUUUUUGAAUUGGUAGGUGAAAUUUUAUUCAUGCUUUGGUAGAAAUUAUGUCAGUGAAAUUCUUUUUAUUUGUAGCCAACUUAUUUGUGUUUUCAAUAUAUCUAAGGUAUGCUAAUUAUGUUUUUUUUUCUGAUAUGGAAAAGAAAAGCUGUGUCUAAUCAAAAUAUUUGAACAGUUUUUUCAGCAUAUCAUCACUGAUCAUUGGUAACCACUAAAGAUGAGUAAUUUGCUCAUCUAGUAGUUGAAAUUGUAGAUAGGCCUUCUAACAAUUUUUUUCCUAAAUUAUUUUAACAAUAAUGAAGGUGAAACAGCACAAUGUCCCAUUCCAAAUUUAUUUUUUACACAAAUGUAAAUAAUUGGCAUUUUAGAGGAAGCAAAAGCAAAAGCAUUUAGUGUAUUAAUAGGCUUAUUGCUAUGCAGGAAAUGAAAGGGGGCAUUACAAAACAAAAAUUAAGCUUGUGACAUAUUUAUUGCUUCUGUUUUCCAACUACAUCACUUAAAUUAGAAGUAAACAGCUGUGAUUUUCCUGACUUCACAUAGGAGGCAAAUUUCGGGAAGGCUAACAAGAUUUUUGUGUUUUGGCUUUUUUUCCUUCUUUCUUAAGAGUAUAAGGUUUACACAAUCAUUCUCAUAAUGUGACGCAAGCCAGCAAGGCCAAAAAUGCUAGAGAAAAUAAUGGGAUUUCUUCCUUGUAAACUUGUACAGUAAGUGGUGACUUUUUUCAAAAUACAGCUUUUUGUACAUGAUUUAGAGACAAAUUUUGUACAUGAAACACCAGAUAGACUAUAAAUAAUUCUAAAAAAACAAGUAGGUAGGUAUAUACGUAAUUGCUUUUAAAUCAUUUAAAUGCUUCUUUUUUGGACUGUGCAAAGGUUGGAAGUGGGUUUGCAUUUCUAAAAUGGUGACUUUUAUUCUGCAAGAGUUCUUAGUAACUUCUUGAGUGUGGUAGACUUUGGAACAUGUAAAUUUUUUGCUUGUAAUGUUAUCCUGUGGUAGGGUUUUGGCAGAUCCACACUGCCCUAUUUUACUUUGAGUCUAAGUUAAAUGUUUUCUGAAGAGAUAUGUGCACUGAACUCUUUCCACUGCAAAUCAAGAUGUGGUAAAACAAAAGGAUCAAGACAAAUGAGAUCUAAUACUACUGUCAGUUUAAUGUCCACUGUGUUUUAUACAGUAUCUUUUUUGUUCACUUUGGAAAUUUUUACUAAAAAUUGCAAAAAAUAAAGUAUUGUGCAAAGAUGUAAGGUUUUUUGAAACUUGAAAUGCAUUAAUAAAUAGACUUGAUGAAAUCAA